ACACCCUCUCACCUCUCACCGCACUGCAUGGUGCAGACUGUGGGCAACACCACAACAGCCCGCCGGUGACAUCGUGGCCAGGUCGUAGCAAACUCCUUCUCCAUGUCCAGAAAUCCUUCCUUGCUGUGCAAGAGAGUUUGUCUCGCCGACAGUCGCAGUGUCGAACAUCGCCUUGAUGAUUCGCUAAUAAACAUGCUCCAACACUGCUGAAACCACUCACGCCUCGACUGCGACACGAUCACGCAACUUCUUAAUACUCGAAGCGCCCGUCUGCGCGCCGUCAUGUGUUUUUCUUGUUACCAUCAUUUCUUCCGCUCAUUCUUCAGUGCCUGAUAGUUUGCGUUGAUCGAGUAGUCCUUUGCAGAGCACGGUGGACGCUCAACUUCAUCUUCUCUCUCUCGCUUUUAUUCCAUCCGCUAGACACAUCACAACGUACCAACUCUCAACAUGCCGACCAAGCUUAUGCUGGUUUUUGUGGCAGUAGAUUUGCUUUUCGCAGGAUGUGGAGGAUUGAUCCUAGCCUUCUCCCUAAUAUCCGAGCGACUGGUGCUGGACACCCCAACAGUCGGCAACGUCACUCAGAAUUUGCUGCUCGGCCAGUGCCCUUUAACAGCUGGCGUGGUCAAUGCGAUCUUCGUGUUCGCUACUUUCUUGUUCUCUCUCCCAGCACUGUUCCUUCCCACUAAUCGAGGUUGGCUCCGCGCCCAGGGCUGGCUGGUAGUCAUUUGCGCAACCUAUACGCUUAGUCUGGGUAUCGCCAUCUGGGUAGAAACGCUACAGAUCCGACGUAAUCUCAGCGUUCUCUGGGGGAGGGAGACGCCGCAGAUUCAGAGUUUGUUACAACAGAAAUAUGACUGCUGCGGAUACGUCAACUCGACCACACCCCCUUUUAUCCAGGACAGCACUUGUCUCAAUACACUCGUCGCGGAAUUGAAGGGUGGGUGUGUUGGCAAGUUCUCUUCGGCUUCGAACAGAUAUCUUGACCAAGUCUUCACCGCGGCGUUUGGUGUCGUCGGUGUGGAUGUCAUCCUCGUGCUCUGUGUUGCUAUGGUCCUCAAGCACAGAAUGGAGCAGGAACGCUACAGACACAUUGAUGAGAAGAACGGAGACCGAUGAAAGAAGGUAGCCAAGCGAGAUUUUGAAACUAGAUCAACUGCGUUGAUUCUGACCAGUUCGAUUUCUCUCACACCUUGAAUUUGAUUGAGAAAAUGGCAAUGGGAGUUCAGCGGUGCUGACAACCUGGAGUGUUCGUGCAUCUAUCUUCCUUUCAUAGUUCGUCUUUUCUGCGCUUAGCGAUUUGUGAGAUACUAGCAUACCAAUUCCGCACAGAAGAUGGAGCCCUGGAAAAGACUAUCUUCACCAGUCGAGGUAGAAACCUUAACUAAAUGUUUUGUAACACCAUGAGAUGGUAAUGGCAAGCCAUCUUCAUUCAUGGUAACAAAUGCGAAUUUAGACUUUCGUCACCGCC
Messenger RNA from Dothidotthia symphoricarpi CBS 119687, 1468 nucleotides. Its product is annotated as tetraspanin. Lineage: Eukaryota; Fungi; Ascomycota; Dothideomycetes; Pleosporales; Dothidotthiaceae. The record is from RefSeq and is a predicted model, not a curated record. Bases 448 to 1116 code for a protein of 222 amino acids. The transcript is spliced from 3 exons.